Drosophila grimshawi is the source of this 1268-nucleotide messenger RNA. RefSeq names its product translation initiation factor eIF-2B subunit beta (gene eIF2Bbeta). Gene Ontology annotation, biological process: translational initiation. Gene Ontology annotation, molecular function: translation initiation factor activity; guanyl-nucleotide exchange factor activity. The transcript is spliced from 5 exons. The coding region runs from base 111 to 1169 and encodes 352 amino acids. The record is from RefSeq and is a predicted model, not a curated record. NCBI's taxonomy places the organism in Eukaryota, Metazoa, Arthropoda, Insecta, Diptera, Drosophilidae. Gene Ontology annotation, cellular component: eukaryotic translation initiation factor 2B complex.
AAAUUAGGCAUCGAUUGCAUCUUGCUUCCGAUAAAGCCAACGUUGCCUGUGCAAUUUGUUAUUUAUAUCGUUUAUCUCGUCAAUAUUAACAAGAAAAAAACAGUCUUAAAAUGAGAGAACAACCGUUAAGAGAAGUUACACAACUGAUACAUGCCAUCGAAAUGGGCUUGGUGGAAGGCUCCUACAGCAUCACAAACAAGACGCUGGACAUUUUCAAAUACAUCAUCAUGAGCAAAAGCUGGCAAAGUGCCGAAGCUCUCAUGCAAAUUGUGCGCGCCCAAUCGCGCAUCCUGCAGGCAGCACUGCCACAGGAGACCGUCACCUCCAACAUAGCACGUCGCAUACUGAAGAUGACACGCGAGGAGUUUGAUCUGUUGCAGGCAAAGGUACAGCACUUUGCGGACGAUUCGCAAGCAUCGCUAUCGCUGCACAAGCUGGUCACGCAGACCAGCGAGAAUUGCGUCAGCGUCGACUAUUCAUUGCCGCAACAGGGACUCCGGGAAGCACUGCUCGAUCAUUUACAGGAGGUCGAAACCGAGCUGGAGACCAGCUCUGAGAACAUUAGUGUCCAAGCCGAGGAACACAUUCACUCGUCCGAGAUCAUACUUACCCUAGGCCACUCGCGCAGUGUCGAAAACUUUCUGAAACGGGCCAUCAAGAAACGACAGUAUCUCACCAUCAUCGUAGCCGAGUGUGCACCAUCCUGUCGGGGUCAUAAUCUGGCUGCCACUUUGGCCCAAGAGAAGAAUGUGGAGAUAAUUGUAAUCCCGGAUGCGUCCAUAUUUGCAAUGAUGUCGCGCGUCAAUAAGGUCAUCAUUGGCACACACAGCGUUCUGGCCAAUGGUGGACUGCGUGCUGCAUGUGGCGCCUAUACAGUUGCCCUGGCUGCCAAGCACUACUCAGUGCCGGUCAUUGUGUUGGCGCCCAUGUACAAAUUGUCGCCAUUGCACUUGUGUGAGCAAGAUGCAUUUAAUAUGGUUGGCUGUGCAGAGGAUGUCAUUGCGUAUGACUCGCUACCGGCACGGGAUGCCAAAGUCUACAGUCCCAUUUUUGACUAUGUGCCACCAGAACUGGUUACACUCUUUAUAUCCAAUACCGGCGGUCAUGCUCCAUCUUACGUUUAUCGUCUGCUCUCCGAGCUCUAUCAUCCCGAGGAUCUGGAGAUCUAAAAUAGUAAAUGUGAUGCAAUAGAAAGUAAAAUAUAUUUUGUGAAUAUUCAAAGGACUAGGCAUCGAUGACAACAACAAUAAAUUAGUCAAUGUGCGCAA